Messenger RNA from Kwoniella shivajii, 1326 nucleotides. RefSeq lists its product as uncharacterized. NCBI's taxonomy places the organism in Eukaryota, Fungi, Basidiomycota, Tremellomycetes, Tremellales, Cryptococcaceae. Bases 1 to 1326 code for a protein of 441 amino acids. The record is from RefSeq and is a predicted model, not a curated record. The transcript has 5 exons.
AUGUCAUCUUCUUCUACCGGUACUGGAAUCUCGAUUCAACCUUCAGCUUCAGCAUCAGCUACAUCUAGUUUGGGAGGAGCGGAAGAAUCCCAAGCUGUAUCUCUAUCGCAACAAUUAUCAUCUGCUUUAGCUUCUGCUGUUCAAUCAGCUUCUGCUUCAGCUUCAAGAGUACAAUCAUCAUCUAUUAUAGCUUCUUCAAUCGUACCAAGUUCAUCUACCGUUUCUUCCUCAGCAGUCGUUUCAUCGAGUGAUACAGCCUCGUCUUCAGUGAUACCUUCAUCUUCCUCCAUAUCGACUUCAGCUGUACAGUCACCAUCAGCAAGUGCAAGUGCCACCCCUUCACCAGGAGCAAGUUCAGCUGUGGCUUCCACUUCAUCGGCUGGUCAAAGUGCUUCUGCUUCUCAGGAUAGUGCGAGCGCAAGUAUUGCGUCGACUGAUACUAGUCAAUCUACAAGUGUUGUAUACGUCACCGUAACAGAUCAAAAUGGUUCAACACAUGUAACUUCAACCGCUGUCAGAACCGGUAGUUCGACUAGUGGCUCGAAGAAAAGUGGUGGUUCAAACACCGGAGCUAUUGUCGGAGGUGUUAUUGGUGGUAUUGCGGGUCUCGCCAUCUUAGCUACUUUGUUAUGGUUCUUUUGUUUCAGGAAAAGGAGAAAUAAUGAUCAGGCAUUUGAUGAGAAGACUUUUGAUCCAUCUCGAGCUGCCAGACAUUCAGUCAACGAUCCUAUUGAUCUUAUCGCUCCAUCUGUACCUAAUGUUGCUGGUGCAGGUUCCACAUCACCCAGGGUCGAUCCUUACACAUAUGGGUCAUCGGCUGGAGGAGGAGAAGACUACGACCCCUACGCUCAUGCACCAACCAUGGCAAUGCCUGAUGCCAGAGACUAUACACAUGGCGGUUACAAUCCUUAUGGAUCAGGUCUAGAAGGUGGUUACGGUGUUGCUGCUGCCACAGGUGCAGGUAUCGGUGCAGGUGCAGGCGCAGCAGCAUAUGGUCAACACAGUCCACCUCAACAACAGUACGACGGACAGGGAUAUGGACAAAACAACAACAUGUCAACUGCAGCAAUGGCUAAACAACGUGAAGCAGCUUCUGAAAGGUAUAACAACAGGAUGUCAGCAGGAUACGGUGGAAUCGCCUCUGGUUCAUCCGGUCAACAACAAGAAUUUAUCGGCUCACCAAAUUCAAAUACAAACGAAGAUGAAAGAAGAGGAAGUGCAGGUGGCAAUAGUGAAAAUAGACAAUCAGUUUAUCAACAUACAGAUUAUAGUAGUGCGAUAGAUCCUGAUGAACAAGAAGGUUUAGCUGAAAUUCCACCAAAGUGA